Fraxinus pennsylvanica is the source of this 1332-nucleotide messenger RNA. The record is from the annotation of a GenBank genome assembly. Lineage: Eukaryota; Viridiplantae; Streptophyta; Magnoliopsida; Lamiales; Oleaceae.
AUGGAUUCAGAUCAAGGAAAGCUUUUUAUUGGAGGGAUAUCAUGGGAGACAAAUGAGGAAAAGCUCAAGGAGUAUUUCCAAGGCUAUGGUGAGGUUUUGCAGACUGUGGUGAUGAGAGAUAAGAUCACUGGCAAACCCAGAGGAUUUGGCUUUGUUGUAUUUGCAGAUCCAAACAUUCUUGACAGGGUUCUUCAAGAGAGACAUGUUAUUGAUGGCCGCACGGUCGAGGCAAAGAGAGCCUUAUCAAGAGAGGAACAACAAGUUUCAAAAGGUGGAAACCCUAAUACUUCUAGAAACUUUGGAGGUGUUGGGAAUACUAGGACCAAGAAGAUAUUUGUUGGGGGACUGCCACCACCUCUUUCUGAAGAUGGAUUUCGUGAUUAUUUUGAAGCUUAUGGCACUGUAACUGAUGUAGUGAUAAUGUAUGACCAGCAGACAAACAGACCUCGUGGAUUUGGGUUUAUUUCAUUUGAUUCUGAGGAUGCAGUAGAUAGGGUAUUGCACAAGACUUUUCAUGAGCUAAAUGGUAAGCAAGUGGAAGUCAAGCGUGCUCUUCCUAAAGAUGCCAAUCCUGGUGGGAGUGGCCGUUCCAUGGGUGGUGGGACAGGUGGCGGCAGUGUUGGAGGUUAUCAGGGAUAUGGUUCUUCUGUUGGAGAUAGUCGAAUGGAUUCCUCCAGGUACAUGCAAUCUCAAAAUGCUGGAGGUGGGUAUCCACCUUAUGGUCCAUCUGGGUAUAAUACUUCUGGUUAUGCGUAUGGUCCUGGCAAUAAUGGCAUGGGUUAUGGCGGCUAUGGAAAUUAUGGGAGUGCUGGAUCAGGCUACGGAAAUCCUAAUGCUCCAAAUGCCCAAAGAAGUUCAUGGGGUUCACAGGCUCCCUCUGGAUAUGGAAAUAUGAGCUAUGGAAAUUCUCAAUGGGGUAGCCCUAAUCCUAGUGCUGGUGGUGGCCUUGUAAGUGGUGGGUUAACUACUGGUCAGUCAUCAAGCGGAGCUCCUGGAUAUGGUAAUCAAGGUUAUGGUUAUGGUGGAUAUGGUGGCAAUGAUGGAACUUAUGGGAACCAAGCUGCUGCUUAUGGAGCUGUCGGCGGGCGUACAGGAAGUGGCCCAAAUGGUAGUACACCUCCAGGAGAGCUGCAAGCAGGUCCUGGGGGUUAUGUGGGAGGUGGCUACAGUGAUGCUGGUGGUAAUUUCGGUUAUGGUAACUCAGGCUGGCGAUCUGACCCUUCACAAACUUCUGGUAACUAUGGGCAACAAUCAAAUGGACCUCAUGGUGGCCAAGCUGGGUAUGGUGGUGGAUAUGGCAGUGCUCCAACUAGGCAGGCUCAGCAGCAGUGA